This is a messenger RNA of Carya illinoinensis, 2734 nucleotides long. RefSeq names its product ankyrin repeat-containing protein At2g01680-like. The transcript is spliced from 3 exons. NCBI's taxonomy places the organism in Eukaryota, Viridiplantae, Streptophyta, Magnoliopsida, Fagales, Juglandaceae. The record is from RefSeq and is a predicted model, not a curated record. Gene Ontology annotation, molecular function: protein phosphatase 1 binding; protein phosphatase regulator activity. The coding region runs from base 722 to 2617 and encodes 631 amino acids. Gene Ontology annotation, cellular component: plasma membrane.
AUGUUUUGAAAAAAUAGAACGUAAUUUGUGUGGUCGGUCGUCGUCGUCUUUAUGUGUAUUGUACAAUACUCAUGAUUUCCAGCUGAGAGUAGCUUGUGAAAAGCAGCUCCUCCUCCGGCCUGUCUUGUCUAAUUACUAGAACAAUGUCUACUAGCAUUUAGCCAUUAAGUUCAAGUUGGACUUGCAUUUUUUGGAUUUGGCUUGCUUCCUAAUUCAUUGAUUUUUUUUUUAAUUUAUCGGGUAUGAUUGAUUGUGAUCAAAUAAUUGAGUUGAUAUGAAAAACCACUAGAUGUUAAUCAAAUUUAUAUUAUUCAUAUCCAAACCAAAAACCACGUAAACUCCAGGUCAAACUCCCAUUUUACGCAUGAAAAAGAAUGCCUUCCGCGAAGAUUCUAGGAAGUUUGUCGACGGAUUCCUUGAAGAUGCUAACUAGUUUAAUGAGAGCCAUGUUGAUAAUCACACACACACAAAAGCUUAUGCAAGAUUCCAACGACAAAACAAUUGUCUCUCUCUCCCUCUCUACAAACGGAAGCAGAUUUGUAAAGUAAGUCAAAACCAAAUAGUACCAGGACAGUUUAUACAUGAUUUCCAAUUUAAUUUAUACAUAGGUGUCUGGAGAAUAUAUAACAUCUCUAGUCUCAUUUAUUCCCCCUUGAUAGAAAUUUGUAGAAGCCUUGUGGGAAAAGAACUAUAUAGCUUUGGAGCUUGUAAAGGAAAGGGAAUGGAUGCUAUGCUUCUAGAGGCAAUUAGGACAAAUCAAACGCCCAAAUUAAUCAGUUUGUUUCAAGCAAAUGAAGGAAUUCUUGAGCAGAGAACAACUGACUCCAAGGACACAGCCUUACACCUCGCUUCUAAGUUUGGACAUGCUGACAUGGUGUCCGAAAUCAUUAAAUUGUGCCCUGACUUGGUUGCUGCUGAGAACAAGAUGCUGGAGACUCCUAUACAUGAAGCUUGUCGCCAAGGGUCUGCCAAGGUCUUGAAGCUGCUAUUAGAAGUCAACCCGAGAGCUGCCUGUAAGCUUAACUGUGAAAACAAGACUGCAUUUUUCAUUGCUUGCAGCCAUGGCCAUUUUGACGUGGUGAAUAUCCUCUUAAACCAACCUCGAAUUAUGGGUUCAGAGGAAAAUCUGCUUGACCGAACUUGCAUCCAUGUGGCUGCAUCGAGAGGACAUAUGGAUAUCGUCAGAGAGAUACUAAAUGCGUAUCCGAACUUUGCUCAACAGAUUGACGAGAAUGGAAACUUGCCAUUGCACUAUUCUUGUAUCCACGGACACAGGGAGAUAACCUGGAUGCUCUUGAUGCGUGACAAAAAUCUUGCUCUGCAAUAUAACAUCAAUGGUUACACGCCACCGCAUAUGGCAUCAAUGAACGGUAAAGUUUCAGUCCUUGAAGAACUUGUGCUGAUGGCUCCAGAAUCUUUGCACUGUGCUACGAUUGAGGGAGAGACAGUCUUUCACCUGGCUGUGAGAUAUGGCCAGUACCAUGCUCUUGCGUUCAUGGCUCAUGCUUGCAAUGCUACAAAUCUCAUACAUCAUCAGGAUCAAUAUGGGAGCACCAUUUUACAUCAUGCAGUUUCUGGUGGGAGACAUCAGAUAGCAGAGUACUUGAUCAACGAAACAGAAGUGCAGAUUAAUGCUAGGAAUGGUAAAGGAUUCACCGCACUAGAUAUCCUCGACCAGGCCAAGGACAGUACCGAGAAUCGGCAUCUUGAAGCCAUGUUUGUUAAAGCCGGUGGUAGAAGAAGUAUCGAACUGUUGUGUCCUUCACCGGAAGCAGAAAAAACCAACGUUCGCAUUGGUAAUGAAUUGGAAAUGUCCAUUAUGAAUGAAAUGGUUUCUUAUGAAAGCAAGAGCUCGCCCCCAUUUAGCCAGGGAACCAGCUCUAGAACUUCAUCACCACAGGAUCAAGCAGGGGCGACAUUUGACCAUGAAACAUACAAACGAGGGUCCUUAUUCCCAACUAACAUGCGACAACACAAGCAAAAUAGGCACCAGGAAAAUGUAGGGGAGCGUCACACAAGUUACAGACAUAAGCAGCAUGCAAUAUACAUGGAAGCAUUGCAAAAUGCAAGGAACACUAUCAUACUAGUUGCUAUUUUGAUCGCAACAGUUACUUUUGCUGCUGGAAUUAACCCUCCUGGCGGUUCAUAUCAGCAAGGAGAAAUGAAAGGGAAGUCGAUGUUAGGGGGAACAUUAGCGUUCAAGGUGUUUGAGAUAAGCAAUAACAUUGCAUUGUUCGCCUCCCUCUCCAUAGUGAUUGUUCUCGUCAGCAUCAUCCCCUUCCGGAGAAAGCCACUGAUGAUACUACUGAUGGUGGCUCAUAAGGUCAUGUGGGUAGCUGUAGCAUUCAUGGCGACAAGUUACGUUGCAGCCACAUGGGUGGUAAUGCCAAAAAACCAGGGGACAAAAUGGGUGUUCGUCACGCUUCUAGCAGUUAGCGGUGGCACCCUGGGAGUGGUGUUUAUUGUUCUGGGUGUGACUCUGGUUGAGCACUGGCUGCGGAAAAUGAAGUGGAAGAAACAAAAAAAGGAUAGAGGGCAGGGAGUUGCAGAUCGUGACUUGGAAAGUCAGAACUCAGAUGUUGAGAGUUCAUACCUACAAGGACAUCACUCCUACUGAAUCGUUUAGUUUGGAUUGAUGAGGUAGAUAUCUGGUUUGGAAAUGUAUUUUACUUGCAAUGUAGGAUUUCCUUUGUACUGAUAAUUUUUUAUUUCCAAGAAAACCAUUUCCUCUGUA